AUGGCCAAAAUUCGGGUCGCUAAUCCCAUCGUGGAGAUGGACGGCGACGAGCAAACGCGCAUCAUCUGGCACCUUAUCCGCGAGAAGCUGAUCAUGCCUUUCCUGGACAUAGAUCUCAAGUACUACGACCUCUCAAUUCAGAAUCGUGACGCGACUGACGACGAGGUAACGGCAGCGUCUGCGCGGGCAACGCUGAAGUACGGGGUCGCGGUCAAGUGCGCGACUGUGACGCCCGAUGAAGCGCGCGUGCGGGAGUUCGGGCUCAAGCGUAUGUGGGCGUCGCCCAACGGCACGAUCCGCAACAUUCUCGGGGGCACGGUGUUCCGCGAGCCCAUUGUGAUCCCCCGGAUCCCGCGGCUGGUGCCCGGGUGGCAGCGGCCCAUCAUCAUCGGACGGCACGCGUUCGGGGACCAGUACAAGGCCACGGACGUGGCAAUUGAGGGCGCAGGCGAGCUGCGGCUGGUUUUUCGGUCGCGGGAUGGGGACCAGGCCAAGGACCUGGACCUGCAGGUGUACGAAUUCCCCGAGUCCGGCGGCGUGGCGCUCGCGAUGUACAACACUACGGAGUCGAUUCGCGGGUUUGCGCGGGCUAGCUUCGAGCUGGCGCUGCAGCGCAAGAUGCCGCUGUACUCGACGACCAAAAACACCAUACUUAAGCGGUAUGACGGGCGUUUCAAGGACGAGUUCGAGGCGAUGUACGAGGCCGAGUACCGCGAGCGCUUCGAGCGCGCUGGGAUCUGGUACGAACACCGACUGAUUGAUGACAUGGUCGCACAGAUGCUCAAGUCUGCUGGCGGGUUCGUGAUCGCGAUGAAGAAUUACGACGGCGACGUACAGUCGGACAUCGUGGCACAGGGCUUUGGCUCGCUCGGCCUCAUGACCUCCGUGCUUGUGACGCCCGACGGACGUGCCUUUGAAAGCGAGGCUGCCCACGGUACAGUCACCCGCCACUUUCGAUUACACCAGCAGGGCAAAGAGACCUCGACCAACUCGAUAGCGUCUAUCUUCGCGUGGACACGCGGCCUGCUCCAACGCGGCCGCCUCGACGGCACGCCUGAAGUUGAAGGCUUCGCGCGGGCACUUGAGACCGCCACGGUCGCCACCGUGAACGAGGACGGCAUCAUGACCAAGGAUCUCGCGCUAAUGCUGGGCCGCACCGACCGCGCUAGCUACGUGACCACAGAGGACUUCAUCGACGCGGUCGAGCAGCGUCUUAUACGUAGCCUUAAAGAGGACCGCUAG
Molecule: messenger RNA, 1242 nt
Organism: Lachancea thermotolerans CBS 6340
Lineage: Eukaryota; Fungi; Ascomycota; Saccharomycetes; Saccharomycetales; Saccharomycetaceae
Gene: IDP3
Product: isocitrate dehydrogenase (NADP(+)) IDP3
Exons: 1
Coding region: 1-1242 (413 amino acids)
Biological process (GO): isocitrate metabolic process
Cellular component (GO): mitochondrion
Molecular function (GO): magnesium ion binding; isocitrate dehydrogenase (NADP+) activity; NAD binding
Source: RefSeq, a predicted model, not a curated record